Messenger RNA from Spizellomyces punctatus DAOM BR117, 1520 nucleotides. RefSeq lists its product as uncharacterized. Gene Ontology annotation, molecular function: thiosulfate-cyanide sulfurtransferase activity. The record is from RefSeq and is a predicted model, not a curated record. The transcript has 8 exons. Lineage: Eukaryota; Fungi; Chytridiomycota; Chytridiomycetes; Spizellomycetales; Spizellomycetaceae. Gene Ontology annotation, biological process: transsulfuration. Gene Ontology annotation, cellular component: mitochondrion. Bases 20 to 1231 code for a protein of 403 amino acids.
GUCUUCCUGAGCGUGCAAGAUGGCCAUAAACGUCAUGAACUCGAGAAUUCCUGUGUCGGCUGUCUAUCGACUGACAAUACUUCGAAGAACCACAGUUGUAUCUCGUUUAGCGCACCCUGGGCCCCGCAACCGUACCUGUCACAGCGCGACAAUCUUCUCCACACCCAGAAGCUUCGAAAGCCGGCGGCCCUCGUGGAUUCUGAAUUUGAGGACUUUCGCUUCAAGCAGCAGACAGAUGGCAUUCUCAAACGAGGAGCUACGACAUGAAGGCACUCAAGAAGAGACUGCUGGAAGACAAGUUUCUCCACUGGUGACAACCUCGUGGUUGGCCGAAAACCUUUCCCGAGUGAUACCUGUAGAUGCCACGUGGUAUCUACAGCCGGACUCGUCCAUUGCAUCCAAGGGACGACGAAAAGAUGACAAUUGGGUGUUUGAUCCCGCGCAAGGAAUGAAGCCAAAGCAACCUGUAAAAGAUGCCCGCAAAGAAUAUGCCGAACGGCAUAUACAGGGAGCCCGAUUUUUUGAUAUCGAUCACAUUGCCGAUCGCCUGAGCUCCCUCCCUCAUAUGCUCCCAAGUCCCGAAGAGUUUGAGGAGCAUGUUGGCGCACUUGGCAUAACGGAGAACGAUCAUGUGGUUGUGUAUGAUUUGCAUGGGAUCUUCUCUUCUCCAAGGGUGUGGUGGACAUUCAAGGUCUUUGGACAUAGAAACGUGAGCGUGUUGGACGGGGGUUUGCCAAAGUGGCUACGAGAAGGACGACAUGUCACCAAUGAAGUCGACAAAGCCGUGAAAAGUACCUAUCGGGCCGAUUUUCAGGAGGACCUUGUUAUUGACUACCAAACUCUUCUUGUCCAUGUCACGGAUUUUAUGUAUGCCAAGAACUUCCAAAUUCUCGAUGCCCGUCCACGUGGAAGGUUUGCCGGGUUUACUGCGGAGCCUCGCGCUAGUCUUCCUUCUGGUCAUAUACCCUCCGCAAUCAACAUACCCGCCAGCGAGCUCAUCGAUCCCGAGACGAAGACAAUGCUUCCUCCCCAGGAAAUACUUCGUCGAAUGUUCAUCGACAAUGUGGAUCUUGAUAGGCCGAUUGUCACAAUGUGUGGGAGCGGAGUUACUGCUGCGACGGUGUUUUUGGCCUUGGAGAUAGUGGGUAAAACGGGUGAUGUCAAGUUGUAUGAUGGAAGCUGGACCGAAUGGGCCAGCAAGAGCAAAAGUCCUAUCAAAACAUGGACCUAAGACUCUGGCUGCAAUGCAGAUAUACGGUGUACUUGAGACGACGGAAUUGACUUUGACCGAAUUACCAUCACAUAAAUGUGUUUGCAAGCAUGGGCGUACAAUCCAUAUUAUAGGCCGUAGCCGCAAAGUCAGCGAUUACAGUGCUACUUGUGUUUGCCAAUCCUGGUUGUCACCCGGUAUGCUAUCCAGUAGUCUAAGGGAAUGUUGACAUGUGGUCAUUGCAUGUUUAGUCAUGAGCUACAUUGAACAGUGGAACAGAGGAUUCUGGUUGGCACUUCAGCUGUCGUGG